AUGAGCAACACACCCGAACGCCCAUUGGGCGAACUAAUCGCCAACACAGACCCAGCCCCAUGGCCGUCAAAGGAGAUCACCAUGACCGGAAAAUACGUUACACUAGAGCCUCUCUCACCAAUCCACGCCGAAGCACUCUUUCCUCUCAUUGGCGGCACAGCCAACGAAAGACUCUGGGACUACAUGCCCUACGACCCCUGCCCAUCCUCAGUCUCGGCUCUGCACACCGACAUGGUGAACAAAGCCGCCUCUACAGACCCAACCUUCUACACCAUUCUCAAGCACGUAGACGGCAAAAAGCAAGCAGUAGGCUGGUGCUCCUACCUUCGCAUCGAGCCCAAAAACCGCGUCAUUGAAGUCGGGCACUUGAUGUUUUCCUCUGCGCUCCAAAAAUCUGUUGCGGCCACUGAAGCCAUGUAUUUGAUGGCAAAGUAUGCGUUUGAAAUGGGGUACAGACGGUAUGAGUGGAAGUGCCAUAGUUUGAAUGCACCGAGUAGGAGGGCAGCGGCUAGAUAUGGGUUUGUGGAGGAGGGAACAUUUAGACAGGCGUUGAUUGAUAAGCAUGGCAGGAAUAGGGAUACGACUUGGUUUUCUAUGUUGGACAGUGAGUGGGAGGGAAGGAAGAAGGCGUUUGAGGGGUGGUUGGAUGAGAGCAAUUUUGAUGACGAGGGGAGGCAGAAGAAGAAGUUGGAGGAGUUUAGAGUAUGA
Aureobasidium namibiae CBS 147.97 is the source of this 708-nucleotide messenger RNA. Its product is annotated as gcn5-related n-acetyltransferase. Gene Ontology annotation, molecular function: protein N-terminal-serine acetyltransferase activity; protein-N-terminal-alanine acetyltransferase activity. Lineage: Eukaryota; Fungi; Ascomycota; Dothideomycetes; Dothideales; Saccotheciaceae. The transcript has a single exon. Bases 1 to 708 code for a protein of 235 amino acids. The record is from RefSeq and is a predicted model, not a curated record.